This is a messenger RNA of Acanthisitta chloris (rifleman), 891 nucleotides long. RefSeq names its product NHL repeat containing 3 (gene NHLRC3). Gene Ontology annotation, biological process: negative regulation of translation; proteasome-mediated ubiquitin-dependent protein catabolic process; protein polyubiquitination. Lineage: Eukaryota; Metazoa; Chordata; Aves; Passeriformes; Acanthisittidae. Gene Ontology annotation, molecular function: translation repressor activity; protein binding; ubiquitin protein ligase activity. Bases 4 to 891 code for a protein of 295 amino acids. The record is from RefSeq and is a predicted model, not a curated record. The transcript is spliced from 6 exons.
CAGAUGUACAAGCUGGACAUAGGCUGGCCUAAAGUUCCAGAAUACUUCACUGGCCAAACAUUUUGUGUUGCUGUUGACUCUCUUCAUGGAUUGGUCUAUGUAGGACAAAGGGGAGUCGAUGUGCCAAAGGUACUUGUGUUCUCUCAGGAAGGCUAUUUUCUUCACUCCUGGAAUGAGACAGUUGAAAUGCCUCAUGGUAUCUUUGUAUGGAACACUGCAAUAGAUAGUUCAGUAUGGAUCACAGAUGUUGGAACAGGGAAAUACGGACACACCGUGAAACAGUAUAGCCCUUUGGGUAAACUUAUGCAGGUCUUGGGCACGCCGGGUAAUGCUGGCUCAAGCUUGAUUCCCCUGCAGUUUGAUCAGCCAGCAGAGGUCUUUGUAGAGGAGAAUGGAGAUAUCUACGUUGUGGAUGGAGACGGAGGGAUGAACAACAGAUUGCUCAAACUAUCCGAUGAUUAUAAAGAGAUAUGGCUGACUGGGAUAAAUGGGACCGGCAUCGGUGAGUUCAGGAUUCCUCACAGUGUCACAAUGGAUGCUUUUGGACGGGUAUGGGUUGCAGACAGAGACAACAAAAGAAUACAAGUUUUUGAUAAAGUCACAGGAGAAUGGCUCGGAGCUUGGAGUGGCUGUUUUGCAGAAGAUGGACCUUACUCUGUCAGAUUUACUGCCGAUUACAAAUACCUGAUUGUAGCUCAGCUGAAUAUCAACCGGUUAGCAAUAUUUGCAGCACCAUCAAUUGGCUCUAUUGGAGACUGUGUUAUGGUCCACACAAUCCAGCUGGCUGAUGAAACCAAACCUCACCUCGUGGAUGUAGACAUGAAGAGUGGAGCAAUCUAUGUUGCAGAGAUUGGAGCUCAGCAAGUACAAAAAUACGUACCCUUAAGCUGA